CAAAGGAUACAGAGGACUUUGGAGGGGGAAUUUGGUCUCCAUUGUUCAUCAGCUCACCUUUUUCUGGAUCCAGUUCUUCACCUACAUGGGUUCCAAGGCUCUGUUAAGUAGGUCUCUGCUGUCAUGAAACCCCGCCGGAGCCGCUUUUGUGAGCGGGGGAUUGGCGGCUCUUGCCGCCGUCUCGAUUUCGCAUCCUUUGGAUACCUUGAAAACUCGCGUUGCGAUUCAGACAAGUAAAGAUCACACGGGAAAUCAAUAUGUCGGAGUUGCGAUUUGGGUCAAGUACCAGGCCAGAUGAUUCUAUAUUCACGGCCACACUCGCAUGUGGUACCAUUGCAGGCCUUGCUGCAUCCGCAGUAACGUUUCCACUCGAGGUUGUGCAAAGAAGGAUGCAAAUGGAGGACAUAAAGGGUUUGGAUAGAGCCGGAGGAGGAGGGUUCCGCCGGAUGUUUUGGCAAAUAGUCGAGAAGGAAGGCGUUCGAGGGUUGUACAGAGCCGGCGGCGGCUUCAAACCUCACUGUUUAAUGACAGGGCUUGGUCAUGCAGUUGGCUACAUGGCUUACGAGAUUGCCAAGCAGCCCAUAGUUAUGUGCAGCAGUACCGUGUUCAAUCCCCUCUUGACCUCUUGGGCGGGUAGG
Molecule: messenger RNA, 638 nt
Organism: Linum tenue
Lineage: Eukaryota; Viridiplantae; Streptophyta; Magnoliopsida; Malpighiales; Linaceae
Source: the annotation of a GenBank genome assembly